Molecule: messenger RNA, 1867 nt
Organism: Ipomoea nil (Japanese morning glory)
Lineage: Eukaryota; Viridiplantae; Streptophyta; Magnoliopsida; Solanales; Convolvulaceae
Product: putative pumilio homolog 19
Exons: 6
Coding region: 98-1693 (531 amino acids)
Biological process (GO): post-transcriptional regulation of gene expression
Cellular component (GO): cytoplasm
Molecular function (GO): mRNA binding
Source: RefSeq, a predicted model, not a curated record
UGUUAUGCCUGUUGGAGAUCAGAAGAGGCAUCGACUGGUUAGAACCAAGUUUUAGAUUCCUUGUAGACAAAGGAAAGAAAAGAGGUUGAAUGAUGAUAUGAUUCAAAUCCCAGUACGAACUGGAAUGGGAAAUAAAAAUUAUAUUUAUAUACAUAGAUAUAGAUUCAUUGUUACAAACCAAUUAGCAUCUGCUGUUCCUAAUUGUUUCCGGUCGAAUACUCCAAUGGGAACCUUAAACCCUGCUAACACCAACCCUAAUCCUCUAGUCUACGAUCCUGAAAGUUUUCUCGCUUCUCUCCAAAACCUCAGUUUGAACGAAAACAACAGCUUAGGUUCUAAUGCAGCACCAUGGAUGUUUUCAAGAACUCGGGCUUCUUCUUCCAAUAAUUUGACAGGCAACAAUCUCACUUAUCCAGGAAGCGUUUAUGGUGGACUUGUUUCUUCAUCUGCAUGGAAUUUUCGGAAUCAGUCUUUUAGAAGAAGAUCACAAGAUGGUAGUAGUAACAUGGUUGUGGGUAGUGAUCGUAAUUCAUUAUUGUACAUGGCUGGGAAUCAAAUAAUUGAGAAUUAUCCUCUUCCUCCUCGAGCUGAUCAUGAACCGAUGGGGAUGAUGAGUUUGAACAGCAGCCUGCAGUCUGAUAGUCCAUGGAACCUAUAUGCUACACAACCUGCAGAUUUCAGUAGUUUGUUCACCACCACAAGGCCAAGAAAUAAUUCAAUUUUGGAGACUGCUACAACCUGGGAGGGUUCUCAUUUUUUGCAGGGGAUUCUGAAAGAGGGUGAUCAUGAUUUGAGGCAACAGAUUUUGGAUGCCAUUAUUGGUGAUGGCAUUAUUUUUGAGGUGAUGGAUAAUGAAUAUGGGCACCAUCUGUUUCAGAGGCUUCUUGAUGUUUGUGAUCCCACACAGCUUAAGGCCAUCUUCUCUGCAUUGGCUUCCACUGAGGACUUGUUCAUAGAUGUAGCUCUUCACAGACACGGUUCAACUGCAGUCCAGGCGUUGAUCAAGAAACUGAAAAAAUCAGAUUUUGGCUUCACCAUUACAUCAAUUCUUUCCCGUAGGUUUCUUGAACUGAUGACAAGUAAACAUGGGCGAUAUGUUGUGCAGCAAUGCUUUAAUACCUUCAAACCCAGGGAGAAUGAGGUGUUGUAUAAUGCUACGGUGCGCUACUUCAAAGAAUUAGCCACUUCUGAACAUGGAUGUGUAUCCUUGAAUGCUUGCCUGAGUUGCAUUGGUGGGCCACAGAGGGCCAAACUUCUCACCCAGAUCUCACAACAUUCAGAUUUCCUCUCCAAUGAUCCUUGGGGGCACUUUGUGGUGCAGGAAGUUCUAAAGCUUAAGGAUGAAAAUUUCACCCGAAUCAUCUGCAUCCGUCUUGAGGAUCUAUACAUACACUUAGCUCGCAGAAAGGGUGGCAGCCAUGUUGUGGAGAAGUGCAUAAGAUCAUCAGAAUUUGGAAUGAGAUCUGUGGUUGGGGCUCUUUUGAAGACUGAAAAACAACUCUUACAACUUGCAUCUGAUCAGUUUGGAAAUUAUGUUGUCCAGACAGCCUUAAAACUUACAAAGCAACAUGAUGUGGAGCUUUACGGGUCUCUUGUCAUGCUUCUCAAGACGCAAAAUGCACAUCUUUCGCGUAAUGUGAUCGGGAGACAUAUAGUCAAUCUCAUCAAGGAGUUGGAAAGUCAGCAGUGUUGAGAUUUUGAGGAUUGAUGCCAGCCGUGUUUGCCAAGGAAACAUGCAUACAUAUGUCAUAUUUCUGUAUCUAUAAUCUGUCUGUCUAAGAUGUAUACCAGUUCUGUUUUUGCACCCAAAAUUUGUGACUGAGCCAUGAGUUAUUGUAUUUCUAUCAUAAUUCUACAAUUUGGAUUC